AUGAAGCGGCUGAUUAUUAUAUCCACUAUAGUUACACUUACGGUAGCUGCCCAGCUCAGUUGGGAAGAAGAAAGGAGAGUGGUAGACUUCAUCCGUGUCACUUUAGGCCUAGAAAAGCUGCGCAGUGAUAGCUGUAUCAAAGAAGCUGAAUUUCUUUUGAAACGACCAAACGAAGUGCCAGAAGAUCGCCCUCUUCCUCCCGGAUUCGUGUUUCCUGCUGAGUAUAGCAGCAAUCUAGCAGAGUACUUUGGCUUGUCCGAACAAAGAGCAGACCUUAUAAAGCACUCACCGCAGAACAUCACCCGCAGACAUUACAGUGCACUAAAAAGAUAUGGAAGUCUUCAAAUUGUUCAUCCUCCUCCACCGGAUGAACAGGAUUGGGUGCUCACUUCCGGGAAUGAGUCACUCGUCGACAACGUGUUGUCCAUCUCCCUAAAAUUUAGUGGGCGGCUGAUAUCUAUGGGAUAUUUUAUUCGUGGACGAUCUACCCAUUAUUAUGCUAUUAUGCAUAAGUACACUGGUCCUGUUUUCAUAAAGCCGGGUCCUUUGACUUAUGAUGCGCUAAUGACAGCUAUCAAAGAAAAUAAGCGACGGGAUCUGGUUCUGACUCAAGUUUGUGGGCAAGAAGAAAGACCGGGUAUGAUUACAUUUUCGACCUAUUGGGAGAGAGUUCCUGAAGUUGAUUACGAGAUUUGGUUCCCCGGGUCCCAUAACGCAGACUCUCAACGCCUAAAACUGGAAAGCAGUGGCUACCGUAUCAUUCACUUAUGUGGCUAUUCAGAAAAUGGUCGAGGACGGUAUGUUGUAGUAUGGCAAAAGCAACCUCCCACCAAGGUACAGUACGAAGCACAUUAUGGGCUCACUUUGGAAUUGUGCUUACAAAAAGACAAAUUGCUGAUUUCGAGGGGAUUUGUGGCCACCUCAUUUAGAGUGUUUAACAGUGCUAAUCAGGUCCUCUGCACGGCAAUCUGGGAGCAGCGACCUAAGCACAAAAGCUUUGUUAUUGUGGGUGACAACUUCGACGCCAUGUAUCAGAAUUUCCAAACGAACCAAAAAAUAGUGCCUCGACAAGUUUCACAUUUCAUAGAUGGAAGUGGCGCAGUGAAAUACGUUGUGUUAUGGAGUGAUAUGCAUUCGGGUCGUUACCCUGACGUGGCUCCUAUCUGGGAGAAAAGGGCCAUUCCGGUACGAUUUCUGCAAGGGACCCCAGAGCUACUCGAAGAGUCGCAAAUGGAUUUUCUAAUAGAACGAGUUGAACAUUUCAUGCGUGAGCUUGAUAUUCCUGGAUUGUCAAUUGCCAUUGCCAAACGGGAGCAGUUGAAAUUUGCAGCUGGCUUUGGUUUUGCUGAUGUUCGCAAAGAAGAGAUUGUAACCCCUAACCACCAAUUUCGGGUAGGAUCCAUAUCCAAGCCUAUAACAGCAGCAGCUAUAAUGCUUUUGGUCGACCAAGGUAAAAUCUCUCUAGAUGACAAAGUUUUUGGUCCGAACUCGAUAUUUGGUAAGUUCUGCAAACCGCGGACACCUCCUAUGCGAAAGUCUCAAAAUACAUUCAUGCUUGGAGGUCACAAAUUCUCAAAACGAAAAUCUUACAAGAAAUACGUAACCGAUGUUACCGUAAGACAUCUGCUUGAGCACUCCUCAGGAGGCUGGGACAACCUUCAGUCUGAUCCAGCUUGGAUACAGCAACAAUUGAAUACCGAAAAGCUGAUUGAAUAUGUGUUGGAGAACGUCCCUCUAGAAUAUCCGCCGGGGACUCGAUGGAUAUACUCUAACUUUGGAUAUCAAGUUCUAGGUUAUCUCACAGAGUAUCUGUCACAGAAGAGCUAUGAAGAUUUUGUCAAAACAUCCGUUUUUGUUCCGGCAGGUGUUCAUGACAUACAAGUGGCAAGACCAACGAUAGGACAGAAAGCAAAGAGAGAAGUCCUCUACUAUAUGAGCGGCAACAGGCUUGGUUUCGAUCCGUACGAGAUGUUAUCUGCCGAUCGCAUCGGACCAUGGGGUGGUUGGAUAGCAAGCCCAAUUCAGAUGCUUCUAUUUAUGGCAAGUGUCGAUGGUUUUUCGCAAAGAAAAGAUUCUUUAUCCCCAAAAUCAGUGCAUGAAUGGUCAACGCCUACACAAUGCUCGAACAGUACAUACGGACUGGGUUGGUCACUGAAUAUCAUGGGAUUUAAUGGAUGGCAGCAUGAUGGAAGAAUGCCAGGAAGUGCAGCAAUGUUGGUCAGGCUGGAUAAUGGACUUGAGAUGGCGAUAACUGUCAAUAAGGAAUAUUCGGAGCGAGACUUCUUUCACGAGCUUGGCUAUGUGCUUCAUCACAUUGGAAACAAUUACGAUUGGUGGGACGACGAUGUAGAUCUUUUUGACAGCCUUUGCGCUGAUCCUUGCUAG
Messenger RNA from Cylicocyclus nassatus, 2385 nucleotides. The record is from the annotation of a GenBank genome assembly. NCBI's taxonomy places the organism in Eukaryota, Metazoa, Nematoda, Chromadorea, Rhabditida, Strongylidae.